Culex pipiens pallens (northern house mosquito) is the source of this 1540-nucleotide messenger RNA. It is a transcript of the gene Sas10, whose product is annotated as something about silencing protein 10. Gene Ontology annotation, biological process: maturation of SSU-rRNA from tricistronic rRNA transcript (SSU-rRNA, 5.8S rRNA, LSU-rRNA). The coding region runs from base 85 to 1449 and encodes 454 amino acids. The record is from RefSeq and is a predicted model, not a curated record. Gene Ontology annotation, cellular component: nucleolus; small-subunit processome. Lineage: Eukaryota; Metazoa; Arthropoda; Insecta; Diptera; Culicidae. The transcript has a single exon.
CAGGCAGUUGAUAAACAAACCGAACAAAAACACGUGCACGUUCCGGAUUGUCUCCAUCAAAUUUCAAGCAAAAAGUCCGCCGAAAUGCCGGACAAGAUCGGCAUCUACGACGUGGGCGACCACUACGAGCCGUCCGAGUCGGAGGGUGAGUACGAUGAGCGAGAGCAGCGCCUGCUGAAGGACAUCCGGGAUCGUCGCGGCCGGAAGGCCGCUAAAGACGACGAGGAAGAGGUGCUCGGAUUCGACGAUGAAGAGGAAGAUUACGACGACGAGGAUGAUGAUGAUGAGGUUCAAAAGUUCGAGCACGACAGUGACAUCGAAGACAAGGAGGACGAUGACGAUCUGCCGAACCGGAAGGCGUGGGGUUCGAAGGCGCGCGGGUUCUACGGGGCGGACUACGUGGACCAGGAUUACGACAGCUUGACGGCGCAGGAGGAGGAGCGCGCCCAGCUGGAGGAGAUUGAGGCGAAGGAGAUUCAGCAGCGGCUGGCGAAGGAGCUGAACGAGGCGGACUUUUCGUUGGAUGUGUUUGUGGCGGAACCGGAAGCCGGGAGGGAGGGUAAGAAGAAGAAGGAUAAGGGGGAGAUUAAGCUGAAGACGGAUUUGUCCGAUUUGAGCGAGCGGCAAAAGAGGGAACUUUUUAGGAAGGAGGCGCCGGAGUUUGAUGGGCUGGUUGAGGAUUUUGAAAAAAAUCUGGUUGAAUGCCAGGACACGAUGGAACCGGUUCUGAAGUACUUGAAAGAGCACGGAGUGCAGGAUCAUCCAUUUGUCAGCUUUUUGAAGACACGGUAUGAUCUUGCCUUGAGCUAUUGCAACAACAUCAGCUUCUAUUUGCUGCUGAAGUCGAAAAAGAUCAAGGUGAAAAAUCAUCCGGUCGUAAAACGGAUGGUCCAGAUGAAGCAGCUGCUGCUUGAACUUGACCAAAAGUACGAAACUUCCAUCCAAUCACAAGUUGAACAAAUCCUAGAGCACAUCGAGUCCGGAGAGGAACUCAUCUUCGAUGACCAACCUUCGGCGGACAAACCCAAAAAGGCGAAAAAGAAGCUGGCCAUGCUGCGCAACCUGGAAGCCUCCGAGGAACCGGAAGACGAAGACCAGUCAGAGGAAUCAGACGAGGAUGACGACGACGACGAGCAACCCACCACGAAAAAGCUCCGCUUGGGCAGCGACUCCGAAGAGGAACAGCAGGAAGACGACGAGGAAGCGGAAGUGGUGCUGGACAAGGACGGCAAGCGCAAGAUCACGUACCAGAUGGCCAAGAACAAGGGUCUCACGGCGCACAAGCGCAAGGAGCAGCGCAACAUCCGCGUCAAGAACCGGCGCAAGUUCCAGAAGGCGCUGGUGCGACGCAAGGGCGCCAUCCGGCCGGUCAAGACGGAGACGACGCGGUACGCUGGGGAGGCGGGCGGAAUCAAGGCAUUCGUCAAGCGCAGUGUCAAGCUCAAAUAGGCGCGCGCGCGUUUCGCGUGUACUCUACUCUUUAUUUGUUACAAUUUAUCUGAAGAAUACAACAUUAUAUUCUGCGGUAGCUCUAAAUCAA